Messenger RNA from Oreochromis niloticus (Nile tilapia), 4822 nucleotides. RefSeq names its product proline rich 16 (gene prr16). The coding region runs from base 723 to 1727 and encodes 334 amino acids. Gene Ontology annotation, biological process: positive regulation of translation; positive regulation of cell size. The record is from RefSeq and is a predicted model, not a curated record. The transcript is spliced from 3 exons. NCBI's taxonomy places the organism in Eukaryota, Metazoa, Chordata, Actinopteri, Cichliformes, Cichlidae.
GAGCGUGAGGAGGAGAGAGAGAGCGCGUGAGGACAGCGAGAGAGACCGCGCACGAGCAUCCUGUGCUCAGACUCUCCAAGGAGGCUGCGAUGUAGACAGGAUGAAACUGGCGGGGUGUUUUUCUGAAGACCGUGCCUCUCGGUUGUCGUUACCUGUCAUGGUAUAUCAUUACCAUCUAUUAAUUAUGUGGAGAACAGGAGGAGCUUAUUAUCAUUUUGUCGAUGCCUGAGGAUUAUGGACCGUUACAAUAACGAACAACGGUGUAAGGGUUCGGACAGCUGCCUCUUUCUUUUUCUUCUUCUUCUUCUUUCCCUUCUUUGCUUAAACAUUUUUUAAAGCGCUGGCGUCGGUGAUUUUCUCACAAAAUGUUGAAUUUAGCGCUCUGUCGACGUGAAGGAUGCCCGUGGCACGUCAUUUUUUGUUGCCGUUGGACAUAAACCUGUGGACGGGCGCCGUUUCCCAGGCAGUAUGAUACAAUAUUUUGACAUAACCAUUAUUUUUGUGUGUUACGCUCUAUUGCGCAUGCCUAGUGUUAGCUAUAGAAUGCUGCCCGACGCCACUUCUCUCCGUCCUGGCCGUGAUUUAGGAGAGAAAAAGUGACGGCAGCUGGGGGACUACAUAGCAAAAAAGAGAGAGAAAAUGCGUUGGCAAAGUGGCAGCGUGGCGAGCAAAGGAUUUGACUUGAGAUCCUUCAUGAAAUAGAUUGUGCCAUAAACUGAAGAAUGUCAGGGACACCAAAUGCAGAAGCUGAAGGAGUAGUCUCCAAAGUAAAAGUGAAAAAGGAGAUCAAGACAAUCGUGGAGAAUUUGGAAACCAUCCUGGGAGAUCUUAAGGAUGUAGCUAAAGAGCUCAAAGAGGUUGUUCAUGAGAUUGACACCCUAACUUGUGACCUGCAACUGGAGGAAGACGGACUAACAGACAGCUCAAAGACAGACACACUGAACUCCAGCUCGAGCUCCACCACCACCACCACCACUGCAUCCAGCCUGGAGAAGAUGAAGCUCUUUCCCGAAGACUGCAUAUUUAAAACACCGGCUUCCCUAAUGCCAGUCCCCAUCAACCCUCCUGGAGUCCUGACUGUACUCAAGAAGCCACACCCACCUCUACCACCACCAAGACAUACCCCGCUGAGAGCCGAGGACCACAACGUAAAAAAUCUGCCUCAUCCAACUUUAGUGUUAUCAGGGAAUCUAUCCAAGGCUAACGGGUCUCUAUUAAGGAAUGGUGGGGUUUUCCCAUUGAAAUCAAACAGGGAUUUAUUUUCCUCCACACCAUGCUUCAUUUCUAAUGACAGUGGAAUCCCUGAGUCAGGUCUUGUUCCUACAUUGCCCAGACCCAUGCCUCUUCUACGGCAUGAAAAGAACAAAUGCCCCAAGGCCCCUGGCAGGGAGCCACGUGAGAGGGAACGUGUACGUUUCAGCGAGAAGGUUCAGUUUCAUGGCUACUGCCCGGACUGCGACCUCCAGUACGAUGUAGAUGACACAGAACUACACUUGCAGGCUGAGCUGAAUGACUUGAGGCUCAGCCCAGUACACUGCUGCUCCUCUUCCCCUCCUCCUCCUCCUCAUUCUCUUUCCCAUGAAUUCAUGUUGGAAAAUGGCGGUCUACCAGUCAGCCACAGUUUCCCACCAACGGGAAACACUGCUCCACCUUGUGUGCCUCCCCACACACCUUCUCUCAAGCCCCAGAAAACAAUCCUUCGCAAAUCAACCACCACCACGGUUUGACACCAACCCCCCUUGUUGUGUCUAGUUUAAACAUUUUUGAAUCAUUCAUAGUGUUUUCUACUUUAUGAGUGCUUUCUACUCCAGUUGAACUUUGGAUCAUCCAGAGAGAAGAAAGGAUUGGAAAUAAGAAACAAAAGAGCGGAUAUAGUGAGUGGAACAGAAAAAGGCAUCGCCGUGGUCAUCAAGACGUACAUCGAGAGAUCAGGAAGAAGCGGGCCCAUUGACACACUUGAGAUACGAGACAAAGGGAUGCUUGCUUCAUACACCGAUCGACCCCGGUUGAUCAGGCAGGGAAGAGCCAGAGCUGAGGCCAAGCAUCCACCACCAUUUGCAUAGCUCUUGCAUAGUGCUUGUGCUGUUUGUGGACUAAGCAACCUCUGGGAACCAGCUGUGCUGGAGCAGUGUUACUGUCUAACUGGCAAAGCAGGAAGGGUAGUCACUGUGUUUGUGUGCAAAAAGAUGAAUCUAUAGAUGUGGAGGUGAUAUUUUCAUUCAUAUAAAUGGUUGAUUUAAAGAUUCAAACACCGAUGAAACCUUAUCAUCAAAAGUAAAGAUGAACCAGUACAAGAUGGAGUGAAAUAAUGUCAGCCAGUAUUUGAUUGAUGUCUGUACAGGUUUUUGCUUUGUGCGUACUCAGAUGGAAAUCAAUAGCUCCACUCAACCGAUGGAAUUUGCCUUUUAAGAAUUGUAAUUGUUUGUGUCUGGAGAGCCCAACAGUUCUGCCUGGGAGCGAAACGCUCUCUGCUGGACUGCAGAUAAGGAGAAAAUAAUAACUAUGUCAGUACGUGCCAUAUGCACAACCACAGCAUGUUUUUGGAAAGACUCGUGUUUUGAAAUGGUUGAUGAUGCGGUCACUGAUCCUUGUCCAGACAUUAUGUUCGUUGUACAUCAAAAUCUAUCCGCUCAUCUGGUGCCAUGCAAGCUGUGUUUAUUUCACAAUGACAUGCAGAGAUUCAGUACAGUUUGGCAUAGUUACAGCUUUAAAGGGUUAUUGAAGAAGUAAUAAUUUGCAUCAAAUUUUGUUUGUAUACAAAUAUACAUGUAUAUUUCAGGCAUUUUUCUACAGAGACUUUAACAUUUAAAGAGAUGAUAUUUUUGAUAUUGUGUUGGAUGACUGAGAGGUAUUUUGAUGAAAGCUGACAUUCCCUCGAGGUAUAUGUUUUUCAGGGCAGAGCCAGAUGAGUUAUUUAUACAUACCGAAUCGUGUUUACAUGAAUGAAAAACUUAACUAUUAUAACUUAGAGAAACUUUACAAUGUGGGCUGCAGCGGGAGGAAGAAAAUAUAAUGCAGAGAUGAAACGUGACGAAAACCAAAUACCUAGUUGUGCUUUAUCAGAAGAGAGGCAUGGGACUGAAUGAACGCAUGACUGACUCUUCACUUUGUCCUGCCAUCACUGUGUUUUUCUAUGCAUUUCUGUGGAGAGGCUGCCUGGUAGUGGGCCUGAAAUGCUGGAUUUUCUGCCCUCCAGAACAGAGUUAAGAAAUAUUCCCUCUAACUCCCUCAUGCAUCGGGUCAAUCCUGACGUCAAUAUAAACCUGACAAAUUUCCAUGUUGCUCUGGGUAAUGAGUCAUAGGUAAUUAAAAAAUGAUGAAGUGCUUUUAUAUAUAGCACUUAUAAAAACCAAAUGAGUUAUAAAGAAACAGAGUAACAAGAUGACUAUUGCUUUAAAAUAGAUCAAAUAUAUACAGUAUAUACAUAGAAAAUCAGUCAAAUCUCAUCAAAGUUCCCACCUGACAUCCGAAAAAAUCAGCUAAACAAAAAAUGCAAUAACUUACAUACUAAAUGAAAUCAUGCAAGGUUUAGUACAAUGAAAAUUAGUUACUGGCCAUCAGAGUAGAGAAGGGUUAAAACUUUUUUUUUCCUUCACUUUUCAUUCCUUGCAAUUUCACCACAGGAGAUAACCAAAUUACCUUUUCAGCACUGAGAAGGCAUUAAACUCAGUUAAAAGCUGCAAUUAAAUAAAUUCUAUACCCACUCCAAGUGUCCCCAUCUACAGCCAAUUCAGCAUAUUUUUUUCUAAAACCAACUGUAAGCAUCAGUAUUAUGGAAUAUAAUCACCGUUUCGGUAGCAAAAUUGUACUAAUUUAACGUCUGUGAAGUAGAGUAACAGAAACACCCGUCAACUAUGGUAUGAGUGUUGAUAUUGCGUAGAGAAGCUGCAGAAGGCACUUUGCAACUUAUUUGGAAUGCCAGAAACAGCCUUUCUGAACAGAGUCGGCAUAAAGGAGUAAAUAAAUAACUACAAACAAAUAUGUGUGUCUGAAAGAAAAGAAAUAUUGGCCGAUAUAUCAGACUUUUUAAAUCACAAAGUACGGGUAUCUUAAAAGUCCUACAUCAGUCAGGCUCUAGUUUAAUGAUAUCACCAUGUGUGUAACUGGUAAAAACCAACAGCAUGAAAGGUCUGCUUUGUACCUACAGUUUGGUGAAUUCUUCUAGGUGGGUGGAAGUAAAAUUCAUUUGGUUAAGGUUAAAUGUGUUUUUCCACUCUGAGAAUUUCAUGUACUUCAUGUACUUAAGAAGUACAUGGAGGUCUAAAAAAAAUGCUGUAAAAAAAUAAGGCGACUUAAAAGGCGACUAAAUUUCCACCUGCUCCAUGUACUCAUUUCAGGUCUGUAACUCGGAAAAUAUCCACAGUAUGAACAUAAAAUGUUGCAUGAUUUCAUUUAGUAUGCUGAAGAUAUUCCACACAAAAAUAGCGUUUCUGGGGGGUUAGAUGAGAGGCAUUCACUGGUAUUUCAUGCAAACAUGAUUGCUGGUGAGCAACUUUUUUUUUUUUAUUAACACACCCCCUUGAUACAUUUAGAUUAGAGGCAUCACACACUUGUAAACCUCACCUCUUUGUUCAGAUACUGAAUUAAAGACUAAACUCUGACUCAGCAAUGAAUCACUUUUAAAGCUGAUUGGAAUGUCUCAAAAAGUUGUUUGUGAUAUUUUAUUGUGUGUCCACAAACUGUUGGGAAAUAACUUGUGAGAAGUAAACACUUUGCACUUGGUCAGUGUGCGUGUGAGUGUGUGUACUUUAAACCUAACAAUAUUUUUAGUGCUGAUUUUAUGUCUGUAUUCUCUAUUAAAAGCUGUCCUCUUCUGCGUUUA